GUGUUGUGCGGCUCUAAGACGUGUCCCUCUUUCAUUUUUAUGUGGGGUCUCUUUCUUGGAAGUUUUCUACAGUUGUGAGGGAGUUUGUUGCUUGGCAAGAUGUUAGAUUACGCCAUUUUUGCCAUCACGUUUGUGGUCUUCCUGAUAGCCACGGUGCUGUAUCUGUACCCGGGUGCAAAUAAGAUCACCACCAUCCCAGGCUUGGAGCCAUCAGAUCCAAAAGAUGGUAACCUGGGUGACAUGGGGAGGGCAGGCAGUCUGCACCAGUUCCUGAUGAAGUUACAUGGAGAGUACGGAGACAUCGCUUCCUUCUGGUGGGGCCAGCAGCUUGUGGUCAGUCUGGGGGCGCCCGAACUCUGGAAACAACACGAGCGCAUCUUUGACAGACCACCUCUGCUUUUCAAGGGAUUCGAGCCUCUGAUGGGACCCAUGGGUAUCCAGUACGCUAACGGUAUUGAUGGCAGGUCUAGGAGGAAACUGUAUGACCCCAGCUAUGGGCACGAUGCCAUGAAACUUUACUACAGCAUUUUUCAAGAGUUGGGUGAAGAGAUGGCUAAGAAAUGGGGGUCUAUGAAGGGUGAAGAUCACAUCCCCCUCCAUGCCCACAUGAUAGCCCUGGCCAUGAAGGCAAUCACAAGAACAUCGUUUGGAGACUCCUUUAAGGACGAGAAGGAAUGUGUGCAGUUUGGCAGGAACUACGACAUCUGUUGGCAUGACAUGGAAGAGAGAAUCAAGGGAAGUUAUCCUGCAGAAGGAAGUCCCAGGGAGAAAAGGUUCCAAGAAGCUCGGGAGAAGUUACACGCAACUAUUGUCAGGGUUGCAAAGCGCCGUAGAGAGAACCCUCCCCCACCCCAGGAAAAACUCUUCAUCGAUGUACUUAUUGAGGGAAAUCUUCCUGAAGAGCAGGUCAUAAGUGAUGCUAUGACAUAUACGAUUGGAGGGUUCCAUACUUCUGGAAACUUGCUGACCUGGGCCGUGUACUUCCUUGCCACACACAAGGAGGUAGAGGAGAAAGUGCAUCAGGAACUCAUGGAUGUCUUGGGAAAGAAGGAAGAAGUCACUCCUGACAACCUCUCACAACUAGUGUACUUACGGCAGGUCCUGGAUGAGACUCUGCGCUGUGCCGUGGUCGCUCCGUGGGGGGCACGCUACAUGGACCUGGAUGCUGAAAUCGGAGGCCACAUUGUCCCAGCCAAGACCCCAGUUAUCCAUGCUAUUGGAGUUGUCCUCCAAGAUGAGAGAAUUUGGCCAGAGCCAAACAAGUUUGAUCCGGAAAGGUUUGAUACGGAGAACAGUAAGGGUCGUCACAAGUUGGCCUUCCAGCCAUUUGGGUUUGCAGGUGGUCGCAAAUGCCCAGGUUACCGGUUCUCGUACGUGGAGACCACGGUGUUCCUGUCCAUCCUGUGCCGCCGGUUCCAGUUCCACCUGGUGGAGGGGCAGGUGGUGGAGCCGUGGCACGGGCUGGUCACGCGCCCGGUCGACGAGAUCUGGAUCACCGUCACCAAACGUGACUAACGCCAACAGUUACCUUCUUGCUUCUGGGAUCAAGUCGCUCCAACAUGUUCAGAUUUUUGCUUCUGGCAUGAAGCAAGCAGAAUUAAGACCAUCUAGGUGUAUAUAUUAAACAUUCGAUGAUACACCUGGUGUUGUAGUUGUUCAAUGCUAAGUAUAAAUAAAAAGCUGCAUUAUUAAGCCAAAAAAAGACAAAGGUAAGAAGGAUACUCAAAGUUGUUUGAUGAAAUUAGCCACAGUGCCAAGUGUAUUGUAAAGUGCAGUUAAUGUACUGUCAUUUCUGAUUCCAUAGGUAUUGUAAGAGAAAUAUGUAGCUUUCAGUGAUAGUUUUAUUGUGAUCACACAAACUCCAAAGUUAGCUUUGUAACAAAUAUAGCUACUGUAGUGUUAAAGCUACCUGAUAUAUGAUUGAUCAGGUAUUUAAAGAAAAUGGUAAAAUAGCAGACCUCAGAAGCUUGGCGAUUUUUCAAUAGCUAGUAGUGCAAUGUGGCCUUGUCAUAGCCCAUGUUUAAGGCCAAGUGCACCAGGCCUACUCUAAGAUUUUCUAGAUUCAUGUAUAAGGUAAAAAAUACUACUUUAAUGCUUCAAGUAUGAAAUGAUGGUGAAAAUGUGCUAAGAAAUAGCAGUAAAUGUCAAUAUCAGACAGACUUGCUCAUCCAGAAUAUUUUCUGUUUUGCCGCCCUGAAAUUGCACUAUAAAAAGAUAUAUAAAAGGAGCUGAGUGUGAGUAGAGGUGCAGGCAUUUAUGUAGGAAACAUGAUGACAUUCAGAUUAAAGUUGUGCAGUAUUCUGU
Messenger RNA from Branchiostoma belcheri (Belcher's lancelet), 2304 nucleotides. RefSeq names its product cytochrome P450 20A1-like. Gene Ontology annotation, molecular function: oxidoreductase activity, acting on paired donors, with incorporation or reduction of molecular oxygen; monooxygenase activity; iron ion binding. NCBI's taxonomy places the organism in Eukaryota, Metazoa, Chordata, Leptocardii, Amphioxiformes, Branchiostomatidae. The coding region runs from base 100 to 1515 and encodes 471 amino acids. The transcript has 13 exons. Gene Ontology annotation, cellular component: membrane. The record is from RefSeq and is a predicted model, not a curated record.